ACAGGGUCAGAUCUCUUCAGUUUCAGUUCAGUUCAGAUCAGAUCAGAUCAGAUCAUGUGUUUGGAUACUCCACAUGUGCUCCUCAGCAGAACCAUGAACGGGAUCCCACUGUACUAGGCUGUAAGUCGCACUUAAUGGAACUGGGAAUCUGAGGGAUAUACAUAAUGGAUUCCUGGACAUUUUCGUUCUCACCCAGUAACCUCCCCAGCAAACUGUCUGGACUCCCCAUGUACGAUGGCAUCAACAUAUCUGAAGAAGUGCUGAGAAAUGAGACGGACCAGAUCUUGACCAAUACCAGCACGGCCGACAUCACCUUCAUGUACUUUGUGGUGUGUGUCAUCGGUCUGUGUGGAAACGCUCUGGUCAUCUACGUCAUCCUGCGAUACGCCAAGAUGAAGACGGUCACCAAUAUCUACAUCCUGAACCUGGCGGUGGCAGACGUGCUGUUCAUGCUCAGUUUGCCCUUCGUCGCGAUCCAGUUGGUGCUGGUGCACUGGCCGUUUGGCGCAGCUCUGUGCCGCGUGGUCAUGACUGUGGAUUCGCUCAAUCAGUUCACCAGUAUUUUCUGUCUGAUGGUGAUGAGCAUCGAUCGGUACCUCGCUGUGGUGCAUCCCAUAAAGUCCACCAAAUGGAGGAAGCCCCAUGUCGCAAAGACGGUUAAUCUGGUCGUGUGGGUCGUGUCGUUCGUCGUCAACCUCCCAAUCGUAAUCUACAGUGGGCUGAUCACCAAACCCGACGGCUGCUUCUGCACUAUUGUGUGGCCAGAGCCGCAGGAGACCUACUACACCACCUUCAUGUUCUACACCUUCUUCCUGGGCUUCUUCCUGCCUCUGAUGGUCAUAUGUCUCUGCUAUUUGUGCAUUAUCAUCAAGGUGAAGUCCUCAGGAGUCAGGGUGAGCUCCAGCAAACGGAGGCAGUCUGAGAAGAGGGUGACGCGUAUGGUGUCCAUUGUGGUUGCCGUCUUUGUGUUCUGCUGGCUGCCUUUCUACAUCUUCAAUGUGACAUCGGUCACAGGCACCAUUAGCACCACACCUUUUUUAAGGAGCAUGUUUGCCUUCGUCGUGGUGCUAGGAUACGCCAAUAGCUGUGCAAACCCAAUAUUGUAUGCCUUCUUGUCAGAGAACUUCAAAAAGAGUUUCCAGAAUGUGCUGUGCUUGAAAAAAGCGGGUGCUUUGGAUGGGGCUGAACGCACUAGUAGCAAACAGGACAAGCCGCGAAUCAUGAAUGAGCCAACAGAAACUCACAACACUCUGCUAAAUGGAGACCUGCAAACCAGCAUGUGAAAAAGCAAAGGUCAUUGCUCAGCAAACUAUGGAUUUGAAAUCAAUAGGAACUGUGGUCUCUACAAAUAGAGUAAGAGUGACUGUGAAACCAUCAAAUAUGGUUUCCAUUUUAAAGCCCACUGGCUUAGUUUCCCAAAGUUACAAACUCUAAUGGAUUUUUGGUCAUCUUGACAUAUUUUCCAUUCAUUGGUUAAAACCUGUAAAAUACAUUGGUAACACUUUAGUUCAGGGACCAAUUCUCACUAUUAACUAGUUGCUUAUUAGCAUGCCUAUUAUUAACAUAUUGGCUGUUUAUUAGUGAUUAUAAAGCACAUGCUCUGCAUGACUAUAUUGUGCAUCUCUAAUUCUACCCAAUACCUAAACUUAACAACUACCUUACUAUUAAAAA
Messenger RNA from Sinocyclocheilus rhinocerous, 1671 nucleotides. Its product is annotated as somatostatin receptor type 2-like. The coding region runs from base 165 to 1283 and encodes 372 amino acids. The transcript has 2 exons. Gene Ontology annotation, molecular function: neuropeptide binding; somatostatin receptor activity. Gene Ontology annotation, biological process: cellular response to estradiol stimulus; cellular response to glucocorticoid stimulus; neuropeptide signaling pathway. Gene Ontology annotation, cellular component: plasma membrane; neuron projection. The record is from RefSeq and is a predicted model, not a curated record. Lineage: Eukaryota; Metazoa; Chordata; Actinopteri; Cypriniformes; Cyprinidae.